Salvia miltiorrhiza (redroot sage) is the source of this 1513-nucleotide messenger RNA. RefSeq names its product protein phosphatase 2C 57. The record is from RefSeq and is a predicted model, not a curated record. Gene Ontology annotation, molecular function: protein serine/threonine phosphatase activity; cation binding. NCBI's taxonomy places the organism in Eukaryota, Viridiplantae, Streptophyta, Magnoliopsida, Lamiales, Lamiaceae. Gene Ontology annotation, biological process: protein dephosphorylation. The coding region runs from base 233 to 1405 and encodes 390 amino acids. The transcript has 11 exons.
AAAAUGGACCGAGGCCCAAAACCUUACCCGGCCCACUAGCAUCUAUGGUGCUGGUAAAGCUAUAUGGACUGACAAGGAAAUCCAAGCCGUUAAUUCAGUUAGAGGUGCGUCUUUCUCUCACUUCUUUCUAUCAUCUCUCACCAAACCUCAACCAGACAAAAUAUACACUUACAGCAAGAAUUUUGCCAUUAGAUUCUCGCAGCCCUCUUGAUUGUUUCUCCAUUAAUGAGAUAUGGCCUUAUGCAGUCCACAGCUACAGAAGUUUCUGGUGAACAAAAUCUGCGGCAACUAUGGCUGCAACCAGACUUCCAAGAGAAGCAGCAUCAUAGUAAAGGGCGGAGAGGGAAGAAGACUCUGCUCCGCCAUAGCAAUAGACUCGCCGGCUUCAAUUGCAAACGUGUCGGGAAUCAGAUGGGGCUCCGUUCAGCUCAAGGGAGCACGCGAAGAGAUGGAGGAUGAUGCCGUCAUUAUUCAGUCUGAUGAGCUUGAUGGAUUCUCCUAUGCUGCAGUUUUUGAUGGCCAUGCUGGAUUCUCUUCUGUUCAAUUCCUCAGGGAAGAAUUAUACAGAGAAUGUUAUGCUGCAUUACAAGGCAAGAAGAAACUGUUGAGUGGGAAGGAUUUCAAAGCGAUCAAGAAGGCGUUAGAAGACGCUUUUGAAAGUGCAGACGCCAAACUCUUGAAAUGGCUUGAGAAGAGCGGGGAAGAAGACGAGUCUGGUGCAACGGCCACUGUUGUCUUCCUUCGCGAUGAUAGGCUGUUUGUUUCUCAUGUUGGUGACUCAUGCUUGGCUCUUUCAAGAUCAGGAAAAGCAGAAGUCUUGACUCAUUCUCAUCGGCCCUAUGGGAACAAGCCAGUUUCUCUGCAAGAAAUCAGGCGAAUCAGAGAGGCUGGUGGUUGGAUUGUCGAUGGAAGGAUUUGUGGAGACAUCUCUGUGUCCCGCGCCUUUGGUGACAUACGGUUUAAGACCAAGAAAAACGAGAUGCUGAAGAAGGGAGUCGAGGAAGGGCGAUGGACUGAAAAAUUUGCUUCACGCAUACAAUUUACUGGAGACUUAGUUACCGCGUCUCCUGAUGUUUUCGAAACAGCUCUUGGACCGGAUGCUGAGUUUGUAGUAUUGGCGUCUGACGGCCUGUGGGAUUACAUGAGCAGCUCGGAUGUGAUAAAUUUCAUCAGAGAUCAGCUCCGCAAACAUGGAGAUGUUCAGAUGGCUUCUGAAGCUCUUGCACAAGUGGCUCUGGACCGACGUUCACAAGAUAACAUCAGCAUUAUCAUUGCUGAUCUGAGGCGAACAGACUGGCAAAAUCUACCGGUGCAGAAGCAGAACGUUGCGUUGGAAUUGGCCCAAGCUGUAGCUACCAUCACUUUAGUUUCUCUUGGUAUAUGGAUGUCAACUUUGAUCUCGUGAUCAACACGACAUCUGUACAUAGAUAGAUGGUAUCACAAGUGAAAUAUAAUAACUGCUGGUUCAAGCUUCAUUUAUCACUCCAAUAUUUUACAUUGUUUAGCAUCUUAA